AUGGCAUCCAGUGCCCAGUCUGGUGCCCAGCUGUUUGCCCGGCCCAGUUCUCAGUCUGAUGCCCUGCUCGGUGCCCGGCUGUUUGCCCUGCUCGAUGCCCUGCCCGGUGUCCUGCUCCGUGCCCGGCUGUUUGCCCUGCUCGGUUCCCUGCUCGGCGCCCGGCUGUUUGCCCUGCUCGAUGCCCUGCUCUGGUGCCCUGCUCCGUUCCCUGCUCGGUGCCCGGCUCGGUGCCCGGCCGGCCUCUCCCUCCCGCCGCCCCCGGCCGAGCGGCUCCGCGGCCGGCGCGGUCCAGGCCGGCUCUUCGGGGCAGCGCGGCGCGGGCGGCGCCAGGCGGGUGCGCGGUGCCACCGGCGGGUCCCCGGGCCGCCGCCGCCCGACAUUGGCUGGAAACUGGAGCAGCGCGGCGGGGACGGUCGAUGCCGAUCGAUCGCGGCGCGGGCGGCACCGCACGGCGCGGCCCCGGCGCGGCACCGCACGGCACCGGCACCCCGGUGUGCCCGCUCCCCCCGAGCCCGGCACCGGGCAGGGGGGGAAGGCAGGAGCCGGUCCCGGGGGUGUGCUGCCAGCGCCGGGAGGACCCGCCUGGGGGGGCGCGGGACUCCGGGAGUUUUACCGGGUGAUGCUGCCCAGUCCCCGUGUCCUUGUGAGCCGGUGGGACGGGGACAGGCGGCGUCAGCCCCGUACCCCAACCCGGGGCCACCCCUUCGCCCACCCCGGUGCUUCCUCCUCCUGCUGAAGGGAGCAGCUGGGACGUGUCACUUGCGGUCUCUCCCCGCAAGUUCUGGAGCUGCAUCUGUCCUUCCCACCGGCCCCGCUCCACGGCCAGCUCGGUGCAGUUGUCCCCACGGCCAGCGCUGGAUUUCCAGGGCCGGGGACGCGGUGCUGGGUGCGCAGCAGCGGCGGACACGGCAGCGGCAUCUCGCCUGCCUGGGGCUGGGGAACACGGCGGGAUCCUGCGCUGUGGAUGACCGGCCCCGAUGCUGGAGCAGCGAGAGCCACUUUUUCCGAGAGCGCCGUUAAUUAAUGGCAGAAGGAGCUGACGGGGCGGCUCGGGGGCGCUCAGGAGGGGGUUUAGCCCGGCAGUUCUGCAGGGAUACCCCUGCCCAGAGCCGGCAGUUCUGCAGGGAUACCCCUGCCCAGAGCCGGCAGUUCUGCAGGGAUAUUCCCUGCCCAGAGCCGGCAGUUCUGCAAGGGUACCCCUGCCCAGAGCCGGCAGUUCUGCAGGGAUAUUCCCUGCCCAGAGCCGGCAGUUCUGCAGGGGUACCCCUGCCCAGAGCCGGCAGUUCUGCAGGGAUAUUCCCUGCCCAGAGCCGGCAGUUCUGCAGGGAUAUUCCCUGCCCAGAGCCGGCAGCCCCGGCCGCUGCCGCGUCUGAAGUCGCUGGGUGAGGGCGGCACCAAAGUUUCACCGGGUUUUGCUCUUGUUUGGCAGUGAUUUCAAUAAUAAAGCUGGAGGAUCCUGUGGCAGCAGGAACCCC
Messenger RNA from Prinia subflava (tawny-flanked prinia), 1475 nucleotides. Its product is annotated as serine/arginine repetitive matrix protein 3-like. Bases 1 to 1020 code for a protein of 339 amino acids. Lineage: Eukaryota; Metazoa; Chordata; Aves; Passeriformes; Cisticolidae. The record is from RefSeq and is a predicted model, not a curated record. The transcript has 4 exons.